AUGGGGGGUCCUCCAUUCAAGAUGAGGGGAGCUUGGACUCACCUUAGGGAGCUUCUUAGAACGUGGAUGCUUAGAGAGCAGAUAUGGACCCAGAGCCUGGAUGAGGCCAACAUGCUUCAGCAGAAGAGGAUCUUGGAGUCCCCACUACUUAUGGCAGCCAAAGAGAAUGACCUCUGCACCCUCAAGAAGCUGCUUCUGGAUGGUCCCUGUGAUAUUCAUCAAAGAGGGGCCCUGGGGGAGACAGCACUACAUAUAGCUGCCUUCUAUGACAACCUGGAGGCAGCCAAGUUCCUGAUGGAGGUUGCUCCUGAACUGGUGAAUGAACCAAUGACCUCUGAGCUGUAUGCAGGCCAGACAGCACUUCAUAUGGCUACUGUGAACCAGAAUGUGAACUUGGUGAGGGCCCUGCUGGCCUGUGGGGCCAGUGUUUCUGCCCGAGCCACUGGAAGGGCCUUUCGUCAAAACAAACUCUUCUACUUUGGGGAGCACCCUUUGUCCUUUGCUGCUUGCAUUGGCAAUGAGGAGAUUGUUCGACUACUCAUCGAAUUUGGAGCUGACAUCAGGGCCCAGGACUACUUGGGAAACACAGUGCUGCACCUCCUAAUCCUGCAACCUGCCAAAAACUUUGCCUGCCAGAUGUACAAUGUAUUGCUCUCCUAUGAUGGGCAUGGGAGUCACCUGCAGCCACUUGAGCACAUCUCCAACCACCAGGGUCUCACCCCCUUCAAGUUAGCUGGUGUAGAAGGCAACACUGUGAUGUUUAAGCAUCUGAUGCAAAAGCGCAAAUAUAUCCAAUGGACAUAUGGCCCAUUGACCUCCACGCUGUAUGAUCUCACGGACAUUGAUUCUUGGGGAGAAGAAUUGUCCUUCCUGGAGCUUGUUGUCUCCACCAAGAAGCGUGAGGUCCGCCAGAUCCUGGAGCAGACCCCUGUGAAGGAACUGGUGAGCCUCAAGUGGAACAGGUUUGGGAGACCAUACUUCUAUGCUCUGGCUGCCAUCUACGUUCUCUACAUGAUUUGCUUCACAAUGUGCUGUAUCUACCGUCCUCUCAAGCCUCGGAACAGCAACCAUACUAACUCACGAGACAUUGAUAUCUUUGAGGAAAAAUGUCUUCAGGAAUCCUACGUGACCUAUGAGGAUCGUGUUCGGCUGGUUGGGGAGCUGGUGUCUGUCAUUGGGGCUGUGGCCAUUUUACUCUCAGAGAUUCCAGAUGUCUUCAGAAUUGGGUUCACUCAAUACUUUGGACACACCAUCCUUGGAGGACCUUUCCAUGUCAUCAUCAUCGUCUAUGCCUGCAUGGUGCUAGUGACCAUGGUGAUGCGGCUCACCAGCACAUCUGGGGAGGUGGUGCCAAUGUCUUUUGCCCUGGUGCUUGGCUGGUGCAAUGUUAUGUACUUUGCCCGAGGAUUCCAGAUGUUGGGCCCCUUCACCAUCAUGAUCCAGAAGAUGUUUUUUGGGGAUCUAUUACGAUUUUGCUGGCUGAUGGCUGUGGUUAUCCUGGGCUUUGCCUCUGCGUUUUAUAUCAUCUUUCAGACAGAGGACCCAAGCAAGCUGGGCCAAUUCUUCAGCUAUCCUAUGUCAUUAUUCACCACCUUUGAGCUCUUUCUUACAAUCAUUGAUGGCCCUGCCAACUAUGAUGUGGAUCUGCCCUUCAUGUACAGUGUGGUCUACUUUGCCUUUGCCAUCAUUGCCGUACUCCUGAUGCUCAACCUCUUCAUUGCUAUGAUGGGCGAUACUCACUGGCGGGUGGCCCAUGAACGGGAUGAGCUCUGGAGAGCCCAGGUUGUGGCCACCACAGUAAUGUUGGAGAGGAAGCUACCACGAUGCCUGUGGCCUCGCUCAGGGAUCUGUGGAAGAGAGUUUGGACUUGGAGAUCGCUGGUUUUUGCGAGUGGAAGACCUCCAAGAUCUCAACCCUCUUCGUGUGCUCCGAUAUGUGGAAGCCCUCAAAUCCUCUGACCAAGAUGAAUCAGAACAGGAACAUCUAUCUGAGAAGCUACCACCCAAGCAGAUGGGUAAAAUACUGGGGAAGGCCUCAUUGGUAGCCCCAACACCCUCCUUAUCCCGAACUACAUCUCAAAGUAGCUCCAGUCACUGGGGCUGGGAGGUCCUUCGAAGAAACACCUUGGGCCACGUGAACCAUGGUCUAGAUUUGAGAGACGAGGAUGAGGAGGAGAAAGUCUACCAUGUAUGA
This is a messenger RNA of Trichosurus vulpecula (common brushtail), 2193 nucleotides long. It is a transcript of the gene TRPV5, whose product is annotated as transient receptor potential cation channel subfamily V member 5. Lineage: Eukaryota; Metazoa; Chordata; Mammalia; Diprotodontia; Phalangeridae. The record is from RefSeq and is a predicted model, not a curated record. Gene Ontology annotation, molecular function: protein binding; calcium channel activity. The coding region runs from base 1 to 2193 and encodes 730 amino acids. Gene Ontology annotation, cellular component: membrane. Gene Ontology annotation, biological process: calcium ion import across plasma membrane. The transcript has 15 exons.